GCGGGGCGGGUGAAUGCGGAGGUGCAGGCUGCUAGGAGGAGUGGUGCACGUGCUGCUGUGGGGAGAGGGGGUGGGUUUGGGGGUGCGAGGGACGGGAGUGAGGAUGAAGCAGGCGAGUUUGUUCGCCGAGGCCAGCCUGCGUUUGGGCCUGGUGGUGGAUUGGCUGGUGCGGCUGGGAAGGUGGCCGCAGCGGGAAAUGGUAUCAAGCAGGAAAGCGGGGCGUCUACUCAAGAUUUGCUUGUUCGAGGGGACGCUACAUUUGUCAAGACGGAAGGCGGAGGCUAUAUGUCAAGCGACGAUGAAGACGGUGAAAAAGGCGUAUCACGCAUCAACAUCGACGACCUAGGCGUCAUUGACCUCACAGGACCUGACGAGGGCGAGGAGCAAGAUCUCAUGCAACCUGUUCGCUUGAAACGGGAAGCCCACCGCGAUCGAGCUAUAGGCCUCAACGCAGACGGCGCAACGACAAUACAGGACGGCACCACCAACAACGAGCUCGGUGGAAGCGGGGAGGCUGCUGUCGCGUUCACCGACAAGCGCAAAGGCAAGCAACGAGCGAAAGACGUCGAGAUUGUCGGCUCGAGCGAGAUGUUUCACGGCACCUACUCCGACAGCGAUGAAGGCAACCCACCCAUCAAGACGGAACCUACCGACGAUGAUCCAGUCCCGGUCCUGGUACCGCCGCCACAGCAAGACGUUCCGUCAAGUCCGGAGAGCAAACGCCGAGGCGGCAAAGACCGCAGUAUCACAAAACGCACACUUUCUGGCAGCGCGGCCGAGAGGCCUGUAUACCAGACGCAAGAGGAGAUGGACGAGUGGGAGCGACAUCAGCGGGAUUUGGAGAUCUUGUAUGAGGAGCUUGGCACCAUUGCGCUCCCGUCUGCUGCCGUGCCGAACCCGGACAGGGAUGGCGCUGGCGAUGCGACGAUGGAUGGGACGGAUGACCGCCCGCGGCUGGAGGGGGAGAAGGAGCGGGACAAGAAGGCGGAUAAAGUGUACCUCUUCCAAUUCCCGCCGAUACUCCCGGAUCUGCGGCCGGUGAUUGUCAAGCCGGACCCGGAUGCGCCGACGGAAGGUGGAGCGGAGGAGGGAGAUGCUAUGCUUGUUGACGACGAGGCCGCGAAACCUGCCAUCGCUGCUAAAGCUGGCGACGCUCCGACCGUUCACGCGCCACGACUUCCUCCGGGAGCGGUGGGGAAGCUUCGCAUUCAUCGAUCCGGUAAGGCGACGCUGGAUUGGGGUGGUUUGACGUUGAGCGUGGGCAUGGGCAUGGCGGCGACUUUUCUGCAGGAUGUUGUUGUUGCGAGCGUGCCGGAGAGUAAGCGUGGAGUAGACGGUGAUGGUGGUGGUGGUGGUGGCGGCGAUGAGGGCGCGGGGACGGGAUGGGCUAUGGCGAUGGGGCAGGUGAAAGGGAAUUUUGUUGUUACGCCGGAUUGGGAGGAGAUUUUGAAGAAUGCGUGAGCGGGUUUUGAUGAUCGUGCUGGCUUGACCGUCAUACGGCUGGACCACAAUUGGCUGCGUUCAAGGUAGCAAUACGACGCUUGCGCACUGGCAAUGGUCACCUAUAGCAAUGAACCAGUACAAGACCCUACAGUAUGAGAGCGCAUUCUGACUCGUCGUGGAGCUGAAUAAUACUCAUCACGGAAAGGUAGUACGUGACAAGGAAAGACGAUGACAAUCGCAGAUUUAGGCCGGCGAGCGCCUGUAAGACGCGUAGCCUGCUAAUCAUAGCAUCUUCAGCCGAAUCCAUGAAGGCCGGG
Messenger RNA from Baudoinia panamericana UAMH 10762, 1760 nucleotides. RefSeq lists its product as uncharacterized. Gene Ontology annotation, biological process: transcription by RNA polymerase III. Gene Ontology annotation, molecular function: DNA binding. The transcript has a single exon. Gene Ontology annotation, cellular component: RNA polymerase III complex. The record is from RefSeq and is a predicted model, not a curated record. The coding region runs from base 286 to 1461 and encodes 391 amino acids. NCBI's taxonomy places the organism in Eukaryota, Fungi, Ascomycota, Dothideomycetes, Mycosphaerellales, Teratosphaeriaceae.